Oncorhynchus mykiss (rainbow trout) is the source of this 1061-nucleotide messenger RNA. The record is from RefSeq and is a predicted model, not a curated record. NCBI's taxonomy places the organism in Eukaryota, Metazoa, Chordata, Actinopteri, Salmoniformes, Salmonidae.
GACAGAGAGAGAGACAGAGAGACAGAGAGAAAGAGAGAGAGAUAGACACAAAGAGCAGAGAGAGAGAGAGAGAAGGAUCAUGGCUGAUGUCCCUCAAUCAUUUUUUGGAUUGCUUGUGACCGUUUUGUACCUGCUAUCAGGUGUCAGUGGAGAAACUCUCUCUAUGUUCUCCAGAGUGGGAGAUGAUGUCAGUCUGCCGUGUAACAAUGUGGUUUAUCCAGACUGUUCCUCAACUAUAUGGAUCUAUAACAGAGCUGGAUCUACUGGUACUAUUCAAAAGGUCACAUUGGGGAAGAUCAAAGUUGACCAGACAGAGAGAGCAGAGAGACUGAGUUUAGGGUCUAACUGUUCUCUACAUGUUAGUGAUGUCAGAGCUGAGGAUGUUGGACUCUACACCUGUCAACAAUACCUUACAAUGACUGGACCAAAACAUGGAGGUGAUGCUCCAGUUCAUCUGUCUGUUCUAACUAUCUCCUCUACCACACCAGUGACAGAUCUGAAGCCUAAUGUAAUUAUGACAUUACGGUGUUCUCUGCUCACCUAUACUGGACAUGGAACGUGCCGGUCAAGAUUGGGUCUCAGCUGGGUCCCUAAAACAGGUACUAAUGUCCAGGUCACACAUGAUUCUUCCUGUGACAUCACUCUGACUGUGACACUCCAGAAGAAGGACAACAACAGGAAGUGGACGUGCACGCUGACUGGAAAGGGAAACGUGAAGAUCUCCAUUGACUUCACCUCCACAUUCUCAGGUACCAGUAAUGCUGUUAAGUUGCCCAUCAGUCACAUCAUGCUCUUUGUGACACUGACCAUCAUGGCUGCCAUAGUCACUAUUCACACAAGGAGGAUCCGCCCACCCAAGGCUCUGCCCCCACAAGCAGAAGAAGCCUCUGGUAUGGAGAUUCAUGUCCUGGAGGAAUGACCCCUUGUUCCUCACUCUUCUCCCUGUGCUGGACUAAGACUUUCAAACUGUCUGUAGCUUUAUUGAUUCAGUAACAGAGGUGUCAUGUAUUGUCAUAUUAUGUCUUGUUCCUGUUCUUUCUCUUCACUCUGUCUCCCUCUGC